Didymodactylos carnosus is the source of this 939-nucleotide messenger RNA. NCBI's taxonomy places the organism in Eukaryota, Metazoa, Rotifera, Eurotatoria, Philodinida, Philodinidae. The record is from the annotation of a GenBank genome assembly.
AUGGAUCGUAAACAUGCUUCGAGCGCUAACGAAAUUACGGAGAAAAUGGUUUUGUAUGCUGAGGAAUUCAGUACAGUUUUACAUCUGGUUCUGACCCCUGUAUUUUUUUUAACCGUCCUUUUACUAAUUGCAGGGGAAUUAGAACAAUUGAUUUUGAGUGACGAUUUGUACAAAUCGUAUUAUCCAUCGGUAAAUCAGCAAUUGCUUCCAAAUCUUCGAUUUUUUGUAGCAUCGUAUGAUUUUGGUGAUGCUGCUUAUCCAAGACAGCAGAUUUAUCGCAAAGCUAGCGGUGCACGUAACAAUAGUCAAAAGACAUAUACUCUUCGUGAGAACGAAGAAGGAAAACGAAUUUUGACAGUAACAUCAACAAAUCAAGUCAAAAAAAUGACAAAUUUUCGUGUGUUCGAUAAGUAUACUGAAGUACAAUUGUUAUUAAGAAAAUUGUAUCAUGGAAUGAAAUUUUCUGGAAAAUUACCAUCGAAAAAAUCCCUUGAACGUUUGUUCUAUGGUUUAAAACUUGAUAUUUCAGAACGACGUCUUGAUUUAUGCUGGUCUACCGUAAAAGCAUAUGUACGUCCAUUGAAAAAUAAACAGACGAACGAAGAUUAUGAUAUUGUACAAACUGGCGCAUGGAGUGAUGAUGAUAAUGAUUCAUCAACAGAUGAAGAUUAUCGAACGGAAGAUGAAGAUUCAAACACUGAUGAGUCAGAUGCUGAUGUGAAUAACACAGGCAGUGGUACAGAAGAUGAUAUGAAUACUUCAAUAUCACUAAUUAGUGCUGGUAAAAAAACAAUAGCAAAUCGUACAAGUAAACGUGCAACUCCAUUGAACGCUGGUGGGGGUACUACGGCAACUCAAGUAAAUAUUGGAAAAAAGGCAUCAGUUGUUAAAGCAGCUUCGUCAAAACGACGCCCAGCAGUUAAAGAUAAACAAUGGUAA